Molecule: messenger RNA, 393 nt
Organism: Plasmodium malariae
Lineage: Eukaryota; Apicomplexa; Aconoidasida; Haemosporida; Plasmodiidae
Product: conserved Plasmodium protein, unknown function
Exons: 1
Coding region: 1-393 (130 amino acids)
Source: RefSeq, a predicted model, not a curated record
AUGGUCAUUCAUAAUAUUGAAGAUAUGGAUGUUGUAGAAAUAAGUUACAGCGAUUAUAGUUAUAAUUCCGAUACAACUGCAAGCUCUGAUACUAGCGAUAAUGAUGAGAAUGGUAUAAAAAUUCAAAUAAAAAUCAGGAGAGCUAUUGAAAAUAGAAUAUUAUAUGAAACGAAUAAAAAAAAGAAAAGAAAAUUACUUAAUUUUGAAAAAAAUUUUAAAAAAAGAAAGAACAUGAAGAUUGAGGGGGUAGGUUAUAAAAUAAUAAGUAGAAAAUUAAAACUUUUUAAAAAUCACGAUCUGAAAGAGAAUGCUGAAAAUAUGGUGAAUUCGGCGAAUAAUAAGGACACUAAUCAUGCAGAGAAUUUUAGUACAAGCAGAUCCCAUAUGAAGUGA